Messenger RNA from Funneliformis geosporum, 1122 nucleotides. The record is from the annotation of a GenBank genome assembly. NCBI's taxonomy places the organism in Eukaryota, Fungi, Glomeromycota, Glomeromycetes, Glomerales, Glomeraceae.
AUGUCUUCUUCAACUUCAACAAGUGUUCCGACUGCGACCAAACCCCAACCCCAAUCCCAAUCCCAACAAAAACAACCUACUGUGUUAUUAUGCAUUGGCAUGGCAGGUUCAGGCAAAACCACUUUUAUGCAGCGAAUAAAUGCUUACCUUCAUAGUAUAAAAAAACCUCCAUACGUUAUAAACCUUGAUCCAGCAGUCACUCAUCUUCCUUUCACAGCAAAUAUUGAUAUCCGGGAUACUAUUAAUUAUAAAGAAGUAAUGAAGCAAUAUAAUUUAGGUCCAAAUGGUGGUAUUCUUACUAGUUUAAAUUUAUUUACGACGAAAUUUGAUCAAGUGCUUGAUUUUGUCUCGAAACGUGCACCAACCUUAGAUUAUAUUAUCUUGGAUACGCCUGGCCAAAUAGAAAUAUUUACAUGGUCAGCAUCUGGAGCAAUCAUUACAGACGCGUUAGCAGCGACAUAUCCUUGUGCAGUCGCUUAUAUUAUAGAUACACCAAGAACAACAAGUCCGUCAACAUUUAUGAGUAAUAUGUUGUAUGCUUGCAGUAUCUUAUAUAAGACCAAAUUACCAUUUAUAUUGGUUUUUAAUAAGACUGAUGUUGUUUCUCACGAAUUUGCUGUUGAAUGGAUGACGGAUUUUGAAUCUUUUCAACAAGCUUUGCAAAACGAUACGAGUUAUAUGGGCAGUCUUAUGAAUUCUAUGUGUCUAGUAUUGGAAGAAUUUUAUCAACAUUUAAAGGUGGUUGGAGUUUCGGCCAUUACUGGCGCUGGAAUGGAUGAAUUUUUUGAAGCUGUUGAUGAAGCUUCCAAGGAAUACGAGACAGUAUAUAAACCCGAAUUAGAAAAAUUGAUUCGAGAAAAAGCCGAAAGACAAGAAGCCGCAAAACAGGCACAAAUUACAAAAUUAAUGAAAGAUAUGGACAUGUCUGAUGCUCCUAAAACAGAUCAAAUGAUGGAAGAGGAAGAAGAAACGGAGGAAGUUGAUGGGGAUGAUGGUGAUCAUGAUUAUGACGAAGAUGCCGACUAUGAAGCUAUGAGAAAACAUCAAGAACAACUUGAUGAUCAAAGCUUUGGUCGAUGGUUAAAACAAGCUCGUGAAGGUGGUGAUGGGAAUAUUGAAUAA